Molecule: messenger RNA, 3674 nt
Organism: Parathielavia appendiculata
Lineage: Eukaryota; Fungi; Ascomycota; Sordariomycetes; Sordariales; Chaetomiaceae
Product: histone-lysine N-methyltransferase, H3 lysine-36 specific
Exons: 3
Coding region: 491-3289 (932 amino acids)
Biological process (GO): regulation of DNA-templated transcription
Cellular component (GO): chromosome; nucleus
Molecular function (GO): protein binding; histone H3K36 methyltransferase activity
Source: RefSeq, a predicted model, not a curated record
GGAUUGUCUAAACUUUGCGACAUUGAGACGCCAUCUCAUAACCCCCAGCACACUGCGCAGCACUUCGGGCGGGAGCACCGCUUGUGGGAUAUCAAGUCCCGCUGAUAUGGAGGUCGAGGAGUAAAAGCAAGCCUAGUUUCUGGAUGCGACGGAACCUUCACUGCAUCGCCGAGAGGUUCGCUUGGACCCGCUCGCUGUCGGUUUGGGAGUCGUCAGUUGCCAAUUGCCAUGCAGCACCCUCGGCGCGCAACAGAAUAGCUUCCUCCAUAACCUACUCCGGCUUCCUCGCCCCCCCGAACUCUCCCCAACUUUCUUCCGCACCAUUGGCACCACGUACUGCUUUCAUGUGCUUUGUCCUUUUUCUACUCCACAUUACCAACUCCAUCCUUUGAACGCGCAUCUCGGACUAGCAACAAUUUCGCCUGCCUCUCAACCUGGCACUCGACCCCCAAUUGCUAGCCGGCGCUUUUGCGCGCACCGCUUGGUUGGCAUGGAGGGAAGCAAUCGUGCUUCGGGCAUGGCGGCGGGGCCCGGGCUCGAGGAACGACCAAAACCCAAUGGAGUCAGGGUGAAAAAGGAGGACACGGGCGAUUCCCCCACGCCAAACGGGCUUAAAAUGGCCUCGCCCGCAUCCAGCAUGUCACUCGACGACGCAAAGUCUGCCGCCGACAGCGCAUCCAUUUCCGAGCUCGGCAACGGCACCGCACCGAAACUAUCACGCAAGCCGUCGCAAAAGAUGUCGAGAAGUCCCCCUCCGCUCUUCGGCCAUCUCCCAGAUGCUACCGCAGAUGCGUGCCGCACAUUUCAGGUAAUCAACGACUGUCUCUAUGGCUCUAGGAAUAUGGGGUCUUCGGACCACGACGCGCUGGAUUGCGAUUGUGCUGAGGAUUGGCGCGACGGCCAGAACCACGCUUGCGGUGAAGAUUCGGAUUGCAUCAAUCGGGCAACAAAAAUCGAAUGUGUCGACGGCGACUGCAACUGCGGCGAUGGCUGUCAGAACCAGCGGUUCCAGCGCAAGCAGUAUGCCAAAGUCUCGGUCAUCAAGACGGAGAAGAAGGGAUACGGCCUCCGGACGGAUACUGACCUGCAGCCUAAUGACUUCGUAUUCGAGUACAUCGGCGAGGUCAUCAACGAGCCGACAUUUCGCAGCCGGAUGAUGAAAUACGACAUGGAGGGCAUCAAGCACUUUUACUUCAUGUCGCUGACCAAGUCCGAGUUUGUCGACGCUACAAAGAAAGGAAACCUGGGCCGGUUUUGCAACCACUCGUGCAAUCCGAAUUGCUAUGUGGACAAGUGGGUGGUGGGCGAGAAGCUGCGCAUGGGCAUUUUUGCCGCCCGCGCAAUUCGGGCCGGCGAAGAGCUGGUCUUCAACUACAACGUGGACCGCUAUGGCGCCGACCCGCAGCCCUGCUACUGCGGCGAGCCCAACUGCGUCGGCUUCAUCGGCGGCAAGACGCAGACAGAGCGCGCGACCAAAUUGCCGAUUGCAACGAUCGAGGCGCUCGGUAUCGACGAUGGCGACAGCUGGGACACGGCGGUUGCCAAGAAGCCCCGCAAAAAGAAGGCGAAUGAGGAUGACGAGGAGUACAUCAACAGUCUGCAGCCCCGUGCGCUUGACGAAGAUGGCGUCAACAAGGUCAUGGCCACACUCAUGCAAUGCAAAGAGAAAUGGAUUGCCGUCAAGCUACUCUCGCGGCUUCAAGCCACUGAGGAUGAGCAUCUCCGCCAUAGGGUGGUGAGGAUGCACGGAUACCAGAUCCUGAAGAGCACUCUCAACACUUUCAGAGACGACACCAACGUCGUCCUGCAAAUUCUCGAAAUCCUGUACCAGCUCCCCAGGAUCACGAAAAACAAAAUCUCGGAUUCCAAGAUUGAAGGAGCUGUGCAGCCCCUCACCUCGUCGCCGCACGAGGAGGUCGCUUUCGCUGCGAAACGAUUGCUUGAGGAAUGGAGCAAGCUGGAAACAGCGUACCGGAUCCCGCGAAAGAAGCACGACCAUACAGGGCCAAGCACUAUCAACUCAUUCGAAGAAGAGCGGCGAAACAAGGAUCGCGAUGAGCCAGCAAAGCCCCCCGACCCCUUUGUCAAUAUCGUAAUCCCCACAGGUCCCCGCAGCAGCAUCCCGCAGCGGAACGCCAGUUACUUCGCUUCGCAACGAGUCCGGAAACCACCUACCAACUUGCCGGCAGGCUGGUUUGUGCACACUGACAAGACGGGUCGGUACUACUUUUACGAUGUCAACGGCAAGACGCAGUGGCAGCGUCCUACCGAGCCCGCCAUUGAGAUCCCCAAGGCGUCUUCCAAGGCGCAACAGGAUCAGAAGACACUCCAAAGCAUCAUCGACAGCCUGACCAAGGAACCGACACCGCGGCAUUCGGCAGGCCACACGCCGCAGCGGUCCAGCACACCGGCCAGCGAGCCCAAGAAGGAAAAGUGGCGUUCUCUGCCCAUCGAGAAGCAGAUGAAGAUCUACGAGAACACCCUAUUCCCUCAUGUGAAGCACGUUGUGGACAAGUUUCACCGCAUGCUGCCCAAGGACGACUUGAAAAAGCUCGCUCGGGAAGUCAACAAGAAGCUUGUCGGUUCGGACUACAAGAACAACCGCGUCGAAGACCCGACGUUCAUCACGCCCAAGCAGGCCAAGAAGGUCAAGGCGUACGUCCAAGACUUCUUCGAACGCGCUGUGGUCAAGUACACAGAGCACGAAAAGAAGAAGGCCCAGAGCUCCGUCAAGCCAGCCUCCGGUAUGACGUCUUCCAAGCCCCGUGAGCCAGGUGAAGCGCCGAGCUCAGUCGCCACUCCGUUCAAGGACGACGCGGCCAUGUCGGACGUGGACGACGGUGCCGCCAGCAGCCCGUGCAGUUCCACCACGGGCCUCAAGCGCAAACGCGAUGACGACAACGACCAGGCCGAGUCGCCCAAGGCACCCCUCUCCGAAGCGCCGUCGGUGAAGCGCGCCAAGGAGGACGAAGCCGACGCCGAUGCCGACGGCCAUGACGCCGCCACCACCAUCAUACCCAGCCCGCCGACACCGCCGCCUCCGCCGAUGGAUACCCCGCCGACCGAGGAGGAGAGAUCAAUGCGCGAGCAGGAAGAGGCGCUGAUGCGCGAGAACGAGGAGGCGCAGCGGUUGGCGGACGAAGCGCAGGUCCACCACGAGGGAGGAGGGAAUCGCGCGGCGAAUGGUGUCGCGGCGCCGGUGACGGAUAUGGACAUAGGCAUGGACAUGGACAUGGACCAGCCGUCGCAGCAGGCUCGGAAGCAACAACAGGCCGUGCUGAGUCACUAGCAGCUGCGCUUGAAAAUGCUCCUGGGAAGGAGUGGAAGGCAGGUGAAGAAAAGCUUGCCUGUUCAAAAUCGGGCCAGGAAGCUGGGGGACGUACAUAUAACAUAUAUUAAUAUUUUCUUGCUUUUCCUGUCUUUUUAGCUGGCCCUGAUAGGCAUAGACGGAUGUUUAUUAUUGCAUGAAGUGGAAAUCUCGGAAUUAACCAUGGAAAGGAAAGGGAAAUGGAAGGAUCUGUUUUCUGUUUUUCAUGGUUCGGACAAACAUGGACACGAUGCCUGCUUACUACAAAUAUCAUUUUAGACGGAGGGACUCUAAACCCGUUACUCGUCUGCUCAUUGAGGCAUUGGUGCCAUUUUUUAGGUGUCAAAUAUGUGGGAUUGAGGGGUGG